Molecule: messenger RNA, 7167 nt
Organism: Actinia tenebrosa (Australian red waratah sea anemone)
Lineage: Eukaryota; Metazoa; Cnidaria; Anthozoa; Actiniaria; Actiniidae
Product: GREB1-like protein
Biological process (GO): multicellular organism development
Source: RefSeq, a predicted model, not a curated record
GACUAGAUCACAUAUAUUCUCGUUUAACCAGUUUAUGUACUGUGGGUGGACUUUCCAACAAGAAGUGAGAGGAAAGACGUCUAAAAACCGUCCUUUUUCAAAACAAAAGACUUUCAUAUUCAUAUCAAAGAAGUACAAAGAUCCAUAGUUUUACUGUUUGUGUGCCCCACACUAGGGAUGGAUUACAGUUAUGGCAGAUCAAAAAUACACAAGCAAAUUCCAAAAGAAAUGGGAUGCAUCCAUGAUAAACAAAGCUCCAAUUUAUGGGCCGAGCCAAUCAUUUGACCCCAGGACAGUAACUGGGGAGAACAGUGAAACAAAUCAUGUUUCCUUGCAUCAAGACAGUGCAUUAACUGGAAGAGCACACAUGUCCAAGCCUGGUGGGAUUGUGACAAGGUCCAAGCAUGCUUUGCAUGAAACACCACCAGUAGAUGAUGACAAUGUUCCUAGUAACAGGCGCAGCAAUCGUGAACACACCACUAAGCAUGUGGUGAAUAUAUGCCAUUCUGUUUGUACAGAACCAGGAAAAUGUCAAGGUGGAGGAGAGCUUAGGCUGUCGGUUCUUGCAGAGCAAGCCUCAGUGAUUGAAGCUCCUCCUUGUUUUGCUCUUGUUGGUUGCAAAUCACCAUUACUGCCUGGAAUAAUACUAGUUGCAGCUGUGGAUAAACGCUAUCUUCCUGAUGAAGAAACAAGUACAACCAUGCUUGGGUUCAGUGGGAACUGUAUUGGCUGUGGUGCUAAAGGUUUUAGAUAUUUCACAGAGUUUUCUCAGCAUAUCAAUCUUAGACUUGCUACUCAACCAAAAAAGCAAAAACAUAUGAAAUACUACAUUGUCAAAGACCACAAUCAUGGUCGACUACGGAAAGGAAAUCAGAUUCCUUGGAGAGCUGAAGGGCGUAAGAGAAGCAUGCCAAUGUCUGGCUCCUUUGUUGCUCGAGUGGAAGACGACACACCUAAUGCACAGUCAGCUGCAAGCAUGGCUUCAGGGCCACCAUUGCUGAUCCACCCUGCACAAGCAGGACAAGGUAGCAAUGCCAUUGACAACUCACCCAUCAAUAACUAUCAGUCCCAAAUUUAUAGUAGCCAGCCAGCAGCUAAAAAAUAUCGCUGGGAGAAUGGAUGUGAUAAUGAAGCAAUUUAUGUUGAAAACGAAAAUAGUCCUGUGUCCUCUGCAGCUCAAGAUUCUUCUCGUGUAGAGCUUCCAAAUAAGCCAUGGUUGACCGCAGCUUGUGGAGUAUGUCCAGUAUUACUCCUCUGCCAGAAUUCCAUUCCAAAUGUACCAUGCAGUUUAAAUGAUAUCAUAGUCAGUGAUUUGCUGGUAGGAUGCUUUGAUCCCCCUUUAGUGAGUGACCACAAUCAGUUUGGCAAUUUCACCGGUGCAUAUAUUCCAGCUUCAGACCCAUAUUCACAUCAUAAGAGAGGUUCAACUGGUUCCAGGUACUUCCCAUCCCCAUCCCCAUCCCCCAAUGCCCUGACAACCCAAAUGGCAAUUCUACUCUUGAUACAGCACUUGUCACAGUUUGAUGAAGAUGACAGGAUCAUGAGGGAAGAGGUUGAAUCAUUGCUACAAGAUGGACAACUUGAACUGUCUGCAGGAUAUCAGCAUUCCCAUGCUCUGGCACAAAGCAAUCUACUUACACAUGUACAGUUACCAGUCUUGGCUAACCUAGCUGCGGUCUCAUCCAAAGGCAGAGUCAAAGUUGUAACAUCCCCUGUCUCUUUAGACAAUGCCAUUGUGAGAGGUCUAAAAUUUAUUAUGGACAUCAUCAAACACAACCAAAACAAGUUUCCUAAAGUUCCCAUGCCAGAUUAUAUAUUUAUGCUUUCUACAUCCCAGAAGAAAGCACCAGAGUUCUGCUUCCUCGUAAGUGGUAUACACCAAGCAAGGUACCUGACAGAGGCAAUGAUAGGGCACCCUGUGGGCGCUAGGAUAACAGAUAACCUAGCCAAGCUGGAGCAGCUCUUUAGAUUAUCCAGUGAUGCUCUGGAACAGAUGGUCAGCAGUUAUGAAGAAGCCAUGGGCCAUGCACAGCUUGUCUUCAUUCCUUUUAAUGGAUUUGCAAGAAUGAAGGUCACAGAAGAAGAGGCUUUAAAGAUGGAACCAAAAGUUACAAUGACUUCAUUCCAGCACUAUGGGCAAAAGACCAAUGUAGUCUACUCUACACAAAAUCAAAUUGCAAAGCAGUUGGUUGCUCAAGUCUGUUCCAUUGCAGAAAACUCUAAUGCUUUGGAUAUCAAUAAGUUUCUCAAGGUUGAUUUGGUUGUUGUUGUGCCUCCCAUUUCAACUCUUUUCAACCAAACCAUCCAGAAACUUGCCAACUCAGGAAUUCUUGCUGACCUUGACUUGGAAAAAGUCAAAGAAUCAUCUGGGUUUGAAGCAUCUUUCAACUAUGUUAUAAAGCAUGAUGAUAGUGAUGCAACCCAAGAAAAACUUUCCAAUUUCCUAAAGAAAGUCCAGACUCAGCCAAGCACACUAUUUAUCUUGAUAUUUGACCAAGCCCAGUUUUAUUCCAGUCCUAGAGGUGUCCUGGACCUACCUUUCUACAAAGAAUUCCUGGAAGCUCCUAAUGUGAUACCACUGUUUGUGACAUCAGCUCCAUAUUUGUUCCAAACAAACUGCUCUUUUAUUGACCCAGAGAAUGAAGUUUACUGGACUGACUCCAAGUCUGAUUCUGAUUCCGGAUCUGUGAAAUCCAGCUCGUUUGAUGAUGACCAGUACGUUGAUGAUCAGGAUAGUAUGUACUUUGGACUGAAGGAAUAUUGUGAUUCUAUUAAAUGGACACAUCAAUUCCCUCUCUUCAGACAAGAUGAUGCCUUUGAGAGGAUGGCCCUACGGACUACCAGGGUAACAGAAGAUGUCAAUGUGAGUGUUCUUCGUUGUUAUCUUCUCAUUCGCCAUUACUGUGCAGCCAUUAUGUGGUCAGCAGGAAUCAAGCCUGCAGAACCACAUUGCACCUUGAAGACUAUUCAAAUUAUCCGUGAGAUUAUAGAGUCUCCUGUCCAUAAUGCUGAUGGCAGUGGAUCCAUGCUGGUUAUCAGAAUCCCAUCAUUAGAGCUGUCUGUUCUGGCAUUUGAUAGUCUGAAGAAUGUGAGGGAUAGACUUGGAUUUCAACACAGAUUUGCUGUUAUACAUGACAACGGUAUGGGUGAACUGGAGAUUGAAGAUUACUUUCUCAAGAGACUCAGGUUUUGGAAAAAACAAAGAGGUCUCCUGGAUGAAAAACUAAUCAAGGACUGGCAUCCCAAGUGCUAUGAAGAACUCCUUGAUUUACCCUGUAUAAUAUUACUAAGUGGUAGGGAAAGAACUGGUGAGACUUUUCCAAGGUCCUUGAAGUAUAUCGACAUUAGAUUGAUAGACCGUGGGUUUCUGUACCGAUCAUCCUUGGAGCUGGAGUUUAGUGCAAUUGCAUGUUACAUCAGUACAGGGGCAGGGUCACGGAGUGCUGGAGUAGAGGGUGGCAGUGAUGCAGUGUUGGGUGAUGGAGAGGAGAACAAGGAUGACUCUAGUACUAGCAGUGCUCCAGCCAAGACUAGUCACUACUCUUCUAACUAUCCUUUACCUGUCAUACUCGUCUCACGAUCCACUUUCAAAGCAUUUCAAACUGAUUUUUAUGGCUAUCCCAAGCAUCUUCUCCUACCGACUACACCUCAGACUCGCUGGACAGGUCAUGGUCGGCCCCACCUUGUAACUUCCAAUCCGGCAAACCAAUCUCUGUAUUAUCGUAAAUGGACUGAACCUAAACCAAGCAAUCUUGUUGGAACUCGGUGCAGCUCUGUGAAUAGCAGGACGGUGAUUAACAUGCGCAGUGCCAGUGGGAUAGUUAUUAGCCCGGACAUCCCUGAUGUGAUGGAAGAAGAUGGCAUGUCAGCCGUGGAAACCAUGUGCGAAACACCAAGACAGCCUUCAGUUGCUGGAAGCGAAACGGAUGAGAAUUGUGGAGAAGACAGCAAACCUAAUAGUCCAAUUACCAAGCCAAAUGAUGACCGCGAAACUACCAAAGCUAAAAUUGCUAAUCACCAGCGAGCUGUACCUACAGCCCCUAGUUUGACAUCAGAAUCUGAUAAUGAAGCACCAGCUGCAGGAACUACAGAUGAUGAGAGUGACAGUGAGGCUACAGCCAUCGGCAGAUAUCACCCAAGAUCAAUUUUGUUCAGUGGUCUUCCACAGGUUGGCAAGACAGGAGCAUAUCUUCACUUUGCUAGACUCCUGCACAGAAUGUUGAUCAAGCAACAGAAAGUAGAUGUGUACGAUGAGUUUCCUGGACAGGUAGUUGACGAUCCAUCAGCCAAGAAAGCAGCUACAGAAUCCACUUCCUCCAAACUACUUAACUUCGAUACCAUAUCAAAACUUCCAUUUAAUUGUGAGCUGAAGGAGUAUCAAUAUUCUAAAAUCAGUUCUCUUUCGUUAUUCCUGAACGAAAAACCAGAUGGUAAGCAUAAAGAUAAUGGCAAGUCCAAAGAGAGGUCCAUUACACAGACUGUGACAUCAGUACUGUUAUCACCUUGGGUAGCACAUGACAUCUGCCACCACUGUGACAGCUGUAAACCAUACCGCGAUGGCAUGGGACCUAACUCGUCACUCCACUACGACUACAAAUUAAAAUCCGGUGAGAAGUUACAUUUUCUUAUUCCACCUACUCGAAUUAGUGACUUCUCGUUUACUGGUGAUAAGCAACUUCACAGUCUGAAACUGCCCAAGGUGACGACUGUCAAGAAGGAGGGUGAGACUCUGAAACUGACUGUCAAAACUCCGGUUAUGAUGCCAAGCACUCGUCGAUGUGAGACAGGACUUCUCAACUUGUACCACGCUUUUGAAGGAGAGAGUCACACACUUGUUGUGUUCGUAAAAUACAACGAAAUGUCUGUGUAUGCCAAGAUGUGGCCUAACCAUAGCAUAGUGGGACUACCUAAGGACAGUGAUCAGGAAGGUGUUGGGUCAGCAAGGUACUUCAUCAAGCAAUUUGCCACCGAAAAUUUCCUUGUGGAACGUGAGCGUCAAGGCGUUGAUGGUAGUGGUAUUGAAGAUAUCUGGCCUAUGGUACUGAUGAUGGAUGAUUCCUGUGUCAUGUGGCAAAACCUUCUCAAGGUUAAGACAAAGGACACAGAAGAUGCACCUUUCAACCCCAAUACAUCAUUGCUUAAGAUAUUAGACAUCGUGGAAUCCACUUGUGAUAUUCUUAAAUAUGGCGCCAUAGGGUUUAGGCAGUUCAGCAGUAAAGAUGCCCAAUAUGAUCAGCCAUGCUUUUCUCACUGCUGUCUUAACACAGCAGUCAUUCUCAACGUAGCGAUUUUACAGGACUUGCAGUACAGUCGUAACAGGUAUUCCUGUGAAGACUUGAACUUCAGUCUCCUCCUGUACAGCCAUGGUAUUCCAUCAUGCAGGUUUGACUACCUGACGGUUGCUAAGAAACGAAUUGAAGUAACAUGUAAACCAACUGUCAAACUGUUGAUGAACACCAGUGAAAACAGUAGUGUCCACAACUCUAAGCAAGCUGCAGUAGAUGUGAAUGAUUACAGUAACUACGUGACUGCACCAGAUAGCGAAGAUACGCAUUACUUCUCAGCACCUGCUGAGUACCUCCUUGAGAAAUACCUGGUUGAAGCAGCAGCAAGGAAGCUCUUCCAGAGGGCAGCAGAUAAUCCACACCACCCUAUUCUCGCUAUUGAUAACUACGUCAAUCUAGGACCCAGGUUUACGGUGGAGUAUGUAAACACCUUUCAGCUUCAACGAGAUCCUAAGCCUGGAGCCAAGGGAUUCGAGAAGAACAAGACAAAGUACGGUGGCCUUCUUCUGUUCUUCCCAGAACAAGCUGUAAGCAAAGAGCUACUGCAGCGCUUUGACUUCAUAGAUAAUGCCCAGCUGUGUUUGGUGUGUCAGGAUCGUAAUACCCUGAGACAAGAAGUCGUAAGGCUGGACCUGGAAGAACACUGGAGAUUUCGCCUGAGGGAUGAGCUUCAAACAGUUAAUGAUCCUGAUGAACCGUCACUCUUCAUCCUCACUGGCAAGCACGACUGAAAAUAACACCCUCCCUAGUCCACCAUCUCCAGUCUGCUAUUGUUUACUUUACAGAUUGCUGAUUUGACCUUCAUAAGACAACAGCAACUAAUCAUACUUCUAGCAGUUGUAACGAUUUUAAUAGACCUCUCAAAAUUCUUCAGAAAUCAUAACUAGAAGAAUUCCUUUUUUGAAAUGUUAGCUUUCUGAUUUUGUUCAUAAUUCGUCUAGUAUUCUAGUCGAUGAUUUCAUAUGACUCUGAUAAACUCGAAGUACAAAAGGUUGUGUACCUUGUUUGCUACACAGUAACCAAUCCAGUAGAUGUCAUUAUUGUACUGAACCGUGACCGUGUCGUUAAUUUUUCAUUCAGGUGAAAUGUGUUCUGUGUAUCAUAUCCUCGAGCCGGCUUAUUUAUCCCAUGCCCUUUUAACUCGUCUAUGUAAAUAAUCCCUAUAUAAUCUCUGAUCGAAUUCUUUCUAAAAAAUAUUUGACUUUAAGAUUAUAUUUCUCGGGCUUCAACUUUUAUGAAGAGAGAAAGAUUUAAGAAAAACGUCUCUUUAGUAAGCAGUCUUAAGUAUAGACAAGUAUGUUUAUUUACAAGUAUGUUUAUUAUGAUGUGUAGUGUAUUUGUCACACAGUACCAAUACAAGUUGGGCUGUAUGCAGGCUAUCAACUCGACAAUUGAUAGGUGUUGAUUUAGUGAAACAGUUCAGUUAUGCUUAUUCUAGCUUAGUUUCAUUUUAAUGACUUUAAAAACCCGUGAAAUAGAUAUUAGCCUAAUAUACAUUAAUAGACCCUAAUUCCAUUGUCUUCUUUUGUGUCAAGUUGGCUGUUACGCGUGGACAAGUAUUUUUUUACUUCACGGGUUAUUAAAUGCAUUCAUUCUACUGCAAUGAAGAUCCAACAUGUAGCCUAUAAUCCACGUCAUUCUAUAGUCACCAUCUUCGGUACGGUUAGUUUUUUAUUGAUACUUUGUAAAUAGGCAUGCAUUUAGAUUACUUAAAUAACGAUGAUAAAAGAAUGUAAGAUGUAUAUAAACCCUCUACUUUUUUAACUAAUCGAAUUUUAAUCCUGAAAACUGGAAGAGAACUAUACACUUAAACAAAAUUAACAAUUUGUAUGUAAUAAUAUAAGAAGUAAAGAUGUACGAUUAAACUCAUUGUCUUCAGUGA